GCAACGUCACUUUGCGCAAGGUAGCUAAGGCUAAAGUUAAACCAUUUUCUAAAAAAAUCGUGACUCAUUAAAUCCAGGAUAAAUGUAAGAACUAUUACUGGAGAGGAAGAAGGAGAUUCUAAGAACAUCAGACCAUAACUUUAAUGAUAAAUUAUUAUACAGCGGGGGAUUCCUGCAUUCAUAAUUGUGCUUCAUUAUUGUGCAGCUCUUAAAUGGAGCUUGCGGGUACUCGCAGAAUUACCGUUUUCUGAAUGAGCUAGCUGCAUGUGAGAAUAAAAAAAAAUCUGAUCCAGUACCAGAUCAGCCUUCUCCAGAGUUAUACCGUCCGGUUAAAACAGCUCUAAAAAUUUAGAAGACAUGUGGAUUUUCGCAGUUCCGUUUUACCUUCGACGUAUCAAGAUAAUAAUAGGUUCAAUGUUUUUGAUUUCCUUAUCGUUUACCUUGUGGAUUCGGGUUGCAGUGAUUGCCGAACCGACAACCAAAUUUCCUUUUCAUAGUUUGUGUUGCGAUUCACAUCAACUCUUGUCUGAAGAUAAAAAAUGUGUCGGCCUGGUGCUGGGUAGCGCCAACCCUUUAGAAGAAUUAAAUACCUACACAUCUGAAUUGGUGAUGGACCCUUUAUUUCAGUGUACUAAUGUUGAUGGUUCGAAACUGUUGUAUUUCACUACCGGGGAAAUAUCACAGAACGGAACGAUUGUCGAACCCUUUUCCAAUCGAACAAUUUUGAAAGGAGAUUAUUGCGUUCAGCCGUCGACGCAGAUGGGAUUGACCGCGGUCCUUUUCUGCCGCCGCCCAGUUCAAAUUAGAAAGUGUUGUCCUUUGGGACAGUUAAUCAAUCGCACAUCGAUCGAUCAAUGCGUCGUUAGCAACAAAGACGAAUCACCGUCACAACUGGCAGUGACGCACUUUCUCGAAUCGACAGCAGCAGCCAAUUAUGGUGCGGAUGACAUCGUAGUUCAAGACAAUGCUUCGCUCCAAUGCGAUUUCGAUUACAACGUCUAUUUGCCGGGCUACUUUAUCGAUCACGGAUUUAAAGUCAGUCAGGAAUUGGGUCUCUAUGUCAAGAAGGCCUCUUACGGGCCCAUCCGUCACUCGAAAAAUUAUUGCGUCGAUAGCACUGUAUAUGCCAAUGGGACGGAAGGCCCUAUAGCAAUGAUUUGUCUGCCGAAAAGCUUCUACGUUAUGCGGUGGCUUCUGAACAACGUCUACUCGAUUUUCAACUUGAUUUCAGCUGUUCUUUUGCUCAUCACCUUCCUGGUCCACUUGCUGCUGGCCUCACUGAGAGAGAACAUCCAGACCUACUCCAUGCUCAGCUUCUUCGCUUGUCUGAUUGUCAUGCACUUCCAAAACGGCAUAUUUUUGCUCUCGAAGUACGAGCCGCAUACCUGGUGCUUAAACAAAGCUUGCAUAAGUGGUUAUUUUCGGUACGCUUCAUCCACUUGGAUCACAGUGAUGGGAUACAACAUCUUCCGGCAAUUAAGGACGAAGAUGUCAAGAAGAUUAAACAAACGCGAGCUAAUGAAAGCUUACUUCUGUCGCUGCCUGUAUGCCUGGGGAUUGCCAUUGGCUUUGAUUUUGAUUUCUCAUUACUACAAGGAAUACAACGGAUGCCCAACCAAAUUGAAACGCUGCUGGUCUUGCGAUUCUGUCUCUCGGAACCUUUCACAAGCGCCCAACAUCGUCCUCCUGACCGGAAAUUUAAUCUUCUUCAUUCCAAGUGCUGCGAAAAUUUACAAGAGUCUAAGUUUUCUUCAGGGAUCGGUUCCCAAACAUGCGCUGAGUAAAGUGGAAUCGAGCCGUAUCCACACGAUAUUUCGGCUGUUCGUUCUCAUGCAAUUCUACACAGUUCCGAGAAUUAUUCAGUGGUUCGUUGACUCCGAUCGAGCCCAUCCCGAACUGUUGAUGCUCUGCGCCACCAUUUUCUUAAUGAUCGGCCCGUCCAUCUUUUAUUUGUUCGUUUGUCGACGCGGAACUUUGAACUUGAUCAAAGCUCACGCGAGCAGUUUGAUUUGUCGACACCGACACAAGUUCCCUUGGCUUCAUUCGCAAACUUACCAAGUGAACAACGACGGCACUGCAACAAGUACCAGCAACUACUCCGCAAGAUCAACAGUGAAGACUAUUUCGUCAGGAUUAGCUCAGCAUCCAGCUAGCACUUAUCGUCUCUACCCCAUCGAUAAAUAAUUCGGCAUAUUUUUAAAUGGU
Daphnia pulicaria is the source of this 2205-nucleotide messenger RNA. RefSeq names its product G-protein coupled receptor Mth2-like. The record is from RefSeq and is a predicted model, not a curated record. Gene Ontology annotation, cellular component: membrane. Bases 358 to 2184 code for a protein of 608 amino acids. Gene Ontology annotation, biological process: cell surface receptor signaling pathway. NCBI's taxonomy places the organism in Eukaryota, Metazoa, Arthropoda, Branchiopoda, Diplostraca, Daphniidae. Gene Ontology annotation, molecular function: transmembrane signaling receptor activity. The transcript is spliced from 7 exons.